UUAAAUUUUCAAAGUUCAUGUGACAGGCAACGUAUGGCGAUCUGACAGGUUAUCAUUGUUUACAAUGUUAGGCACCGCCGGAAUAACAGCCGUACACGUUAAAAAAUUAGGUCACACUAUCGACGAAAUACGAUUGCGAGCUCUGGAUAAUAUUAUUUCCAAGUACGAUCUUGGUUUCGUGUGCGAUUGUGAUGCUGUCAAGAGAGAAAUAAUUCAGAGACUAUUCAAUUGGUUCUCGUUCGAGACUGCUCCGCAACCGGAGAAGGUGCUGAAUUUAUUAUUGCAGCUAGUAAAGGCAGAUAUAAAGAGUUACUUAAAUGCAUUUGGCAAGUUAAAAUUUCAAAACGAGCUUUGUGAAUUAAGGAGGAAGCUCUCUCCAGAAUGGCACGCAAGAUUGGACGAAAUCGAAGAAGCUGUUCUUCAUUCAGAAAAAAGUCAGACAGAUGGAUUAUAUACAUACAGAAAGGAUGUUGCUAUAAAUACAUGUUCAAAAUUUAGUGGAACACAAAAUCAUGUCAGACAAAAGAGUAAUUAUGAAAGAGGAGAUUAUGAAGAUUCAUAUGGAAUUUUCAAUUUUCCAUCUGUCCUAGAUAGUACAAUACCGUUUGACAUAACAUUGGAACAUAAGAAUAGUACGCAAGUUUCUAAGCUGAUAGAAGGUGGCAUAAAAUGGUUGAUAAUGCCAUGGCAGCCACUGGUUACUUCAGACAGAGGAGUACUCACUGCAGUCGAGGAAGCUCUUAAUAACACUACGGAUACUAAUCUCAUAUUACACACGUGUCAGUUUAUAACGAAUGUUAUGAUGCAAGACUUCCCAGCCGAGGUUUUUCUUCAACGACCAACAAUAAUUAAAAUACUUCAUGGUCUUCUUAAAUCAAGUACUAAUAUGUCAGAAACUAAUGUUGCGUGUGUGAUUCCAACUCAAAUUGUAUUGAAGACAUUGCGUAAACUGACACGUUCUUUAAGGUUUCGCAUUUACUAUUAUUGUGAACCAUGUGUAGCGAAUAAAAAGCAAAAGUUACUGGCCAGCAAAUUAGAUAAUAAUGUUUAUACAUCUUCGGAAGCUGGAGAUGGUUUAGAUAGUGGAGUACCUGAAGCUAAUUAUCAAGCAUAUCAAUCGACGGGAACCAGUGACAGAAGUCAAAGUAUCAGCGAAAACGUCGAUGAUUCUGUUUUACAAUUGCAACAGAUGCUUCUGCCGGUUUAUUGCAUAGAAUCUUUGAAACACGUUCUCACUCAAUUGAGCAUUCCCGUUGAUUCUAUCUUUCCUCUACGAAAUGUGAAGUACGUCACAGACCUAACUCACGAAUUAGUGCAGUUGUUAAUAAUUAGUGUAAUGCCGAAUAUCUGGCUCUGCAAUGAUGACAUGGCAAUGAAGAUAAACGAUGACUUGAAAGUGUUGUUCAAUUUGAUGGGAGAGGUGAUGGAGUAUUUCGGAAGCUGCAGCAAUGUGGAUUACUUGAGAAUCACAUAUUUGUAUCUUACUACUAUCACUAUGAAAUUAUUAAGCAGUAUUGUGCCAUUGGAACUAGCAGAUUCUGUCAUACCGAAUGCAUUAAAAGCAUCUAUAACGAAUGCCACGAUGGAUGCACCAAUAUACCUGCUGUACCCAGCAUUGCAUUCUAUGCUUUUAGAAUACGCUCGCCAAUUUCAAGGUGCAGAACAAUUGGCAGUGGUAAAACUGUUCGAUGAAACGAAAACUAUCGCAAAGUCUAUGCAAGCAGUUAUCUCUGUGUUAAAAAAUUCAUUGAAAUCACCCUCGGAAACAUUAAAAAUGUUAUACGCAUCUAAAUUAAGUUUAUCGUACCAUAAAAAUUUAACUGUUGUUAAGAGGGCUAUAAAAUUUUUACAAGAUAUUGUCAGAUAUUCUCUAAGUAAAGAAGACUGCACACUAGCGACAAAACUGAUACUGAGCUUAUUAGCAAACGCGGAUUUAGAUAUCCAGCAUACGACGUACGUCGAAUGCCAUGCGCUAGUCAAAAGUAUCUUGGGAGUUGAAUAUAAUAGAGACAAGCUGUCAUGGGAAAAUUUGACGUUCUUGCUGGAACUAAAUGUUUUGACGGAAAUUAUUUCUCAUGGCGCAACGAGCGAAAACAGCGAGAUAAACGAUAUGUCAAAAGACACACUAGUGUUUAUGCUGAAAGGAAAAGUGCAGAUGGGCGAAACCAGAUGGUUGAAAACUGUAGAAGCUUUCAUUCCUGUGCUGCAACUCCUACAGUGUCACGCUGAUACCAAUACGCCUUUAGGUCAAUGUGUAACAAAGAUAUUUGAUCCUGACAUUUCCGAUAACAUACAAUUACCAUUUAUCGAGAUGUUGAAAGGCAAUUUAAGAUUUCUUUACUCGCCAAACAGCGACAUCCGGGAAGAAGCGUUAUGUCGUUUAAUCUGGCUCUUGGGGAAGGAGAAAGAUUCUAUUCAGAAAUUACCGCGUUUAUCGUCAUUACACGGUUUACCUCUUAGCUCACUCUGUAUAUUCGAGCAUAAAACCUUCGUUAAGCGAUCAGAAGGCAAUUAUCAGAGGAGCAACAUGUUAUCAGUAUUGGAAAUGUUAAAUGAACCAAAUGUGGAUCCCAAAAUACGGAAAUCCGCUUUAGUACAAAUUAGCGUGAUGCUCUCCGACACUUCCUUACACAAAUUGUUCAUUAGUCAAGGUGGAUUGCCCUUGAUUUUGAACAUUUUCAACCAAGCUCUGAUAGAGAAAGAUUACGUAAAUUAUCCCGAUUCUGUGAUACCGAUAAUUGGCAUAUUAAAACUACUCGCAUUUUUUGAAUGUUCCAUACGACAUGAGUUAUCUAUCAACGCUAAUGUUCUUUUAAAUAUCACAAGAAGUCUCUUCCUUUUUCCAAAUAACGAGUGGGUAAAAUCUGACGGAUCGCAACUGCUGUGCUUACUUCUCUAUAGCGAGUACAUCAUAAAAGUUAAUGAAAAAAACAUAGAAAACAGCGUUUCAUUACCUUACAUUAUUGUGAAAAACAUGAAGUUACCAUUUGAAUGCAGAUCUCAUUGGAAAACGAGUAUACAUAGACGAUCUGACAUGUCACUUCUUCAUGGCAGCAAUCCAGUAGCCUUAACUUUCAUUAGACAGUACUGGGCAUGGGAAUGGAAUGACGGCGUAAACAUGUUGUGGAAAUGCUUAGGUGAUUUAGAGAAUUCGGAAAUCUCUGAUAAAUUGAAGAUUCUUGAAAAAGAUUUUCUCACUCUACAAUACAGUUUUCCUCAAUACUGUUGUCAACAGCAGCUCUACAACAUCCAAAAUUCUACUACACACUAUAGUGUUAUGUGUGCAUUAGAUUUUCUCAUAAUGUAUCUGAAAUUUUACAAAGUACUUAAACGCGAUAAUGAGAAAAAUAUUGACUCACUACCGUGGGAGCAAACGUUUGAACGAUUUUUAUUAUCGCAUCCCACGAGUAAAGAAGAUUGCGAUUUAUUUAUAGAUGUUUUAAUCUUUUUACAAUUGUAUCUAAAUGUUAUAAAAAAUGGAAAAAAUUUGUGGAUUAGUAAAAUUAUGAAAAACAUGACAAGAUCGUUAGCAGAUUUAUUUAAAAACUUGGAAAUUGACAAUCAGAAUGUAUAUCAAUCUGUAUUUAAGUUAGUGCGUACAUGUUCAGCGAUUGAAAAAACACAACAAUCUGACGAUAAACCUAGGAAUACUUGGAUUCGAUUUGUGGAAUUUGUCGUUUCAACAUUGUGUUUCGGAGAUCAACAGCAUUUCUACAAUCUCGCAUAUCUCGAUUGGCUGCUAACAUGUUUGACAUAUUUGAUCGGACAGUGCGAGUGGGGAAAUCAUAAGAACCUACUAAUAUCUCUUUGUAACACACUCGUUGAAUUGAUUGUGUCCUUUCAUGACGCUGGAACGGUUAGUUUCAUGGGUUUGUCAAUAACGAGAAACUCAAUAAUAUGUCUCAACCAUUUAUUGCAUCAGAUGCAACUCAAUUUUAAUAAAAAUGCAUGGAUAGUAUUUUGGUACGAAGAAGGCCGUUCGUUAAAUUGGUUGCCUAUGUUAUGGCAAAAUAGAGAUCCACUGGUUCGCGCUUCGGCCUUGCAGUUACUGGCAGGUCUGAUGAAUAUAGUGUACAAUGUAUCGCAACUCCUCAACGCAAUCGCCAUGGCACCGAGUGAUUUAUGUCACACGCUGCUCCAGUGCAUCACAAACAGAGAGGAAUCUUGCUUAGUGAGAGAACAAGCAUGUAUUGCAUUUUGCAACAUGUUGAAGAACUGCAACUCUAUAACUUUUCAGUGUGAUGAUUCUUUACAACCGCAAACUAUCAUAAUAUACGUCGAGCAACGCAACAUCUAUCAUGAAAUCAGUGUUCUGUGCUCCAAUAUCUAUACAUUAACUACUUUAGACACCGAACACUCGGAAUAUCAAGAAAACGAUGGGAAAGCAACUCUCGUGCAAAGUGUGCGAUCUGGUUGUGUUUCACUAGUGCCACGUACCAUAUCACAGCUGUACAAUUGUCAGGAUGAAUUGCAACCCUUUUCCGGCAGGGAUUCAGAAAUAACGGACGUGGAUAAUCCAAUACAGUUAAUAGCGACGCCCUCGCUUAUUACAGCUGCUUGUAGCUUAUUAAACAAUUUGAUAUUUAUCGGACAGCACGAGGUAGUUCGGCAAAUUUAUGAACAUUCCAUCGAUAAGUAUUUAUUUGGAUGUUUGAAUGACAUACCGAAGGAUACCGGAAGCAGGAAGAGUUUGAAUCAUUAUUCCGACACGUUGGAAAUGUAUAUUAACAUCUGUACAGUUCUCACAAAUUGUAUCACGUACAGCAACGAAUACACAGCCGUUGUUCUCUUCUCUCCGGACUCACUUUACACUCUGUUCUGCUUCUUAAAUAUUGAUUUGUAUCAGUCCACUGAACCGCGCCUUGUGUAUCUGCGUAACAGACUGUGGACGGAAAUCUAUAACUUCAUAGCUGUGCUUUCGUUAACGGAGGACCAGCACUUUGAAGCUAUUCAAAGCGCUCUGGAAUUAUUCGGGCCGGAAACGGUCAUGGCUUCCAUUUGUUACGCAAUAAAAGACUCAACGACAGAUUUACGAAUGAGCGCUAUAAGUUGUUUGGCUUUUCUGCUGUCCCAAGAAAUUCAGAAGGAUAUGUUGGGAAGAAAUGGUAACUGUUUAUUGCAGACUGUGCUCGAUACUUAUAUGACAUAUGUCACAAUUGAAAGCAAGGAUGAUAGUCUGCGAGACGUGAUAUCGAGUGUGAACAAAUUAUCGAUAAGAGAUGCCAACGCGUAUUCCAGAAAGUCGAACGAAAGCGAGGAUUUGUAUACGGUAAUAAAUGACAAGCCAUCGAACGAAGAACGAAUUACGAUGGGAAACGAAUUAUGCGAGCUUCUACUGCAUCUUUUCAUCGCUCAUAAUUAUGCGAAAUCCAAGAAGAAUUGCAAACAAUCGGAAGACAAGGAUCUUAUUAUAGGUGCCCUUACGAAUUUAUUAUAUGUAUCGAAGGAAGCGAAACGGACGGCACUGCAGGGAAAUCUUCCUGAAACCGCAUUAAUGAUCCUCAAGGAAAUAUAUGUGAAGCUAAAUCUUCAACCGUUCGAACUUUAUAAGAAACAAGCAGAAAGAAAGACUCAUCCUUUAUUGCACGAUGCAAACUGUAUUUUCACGCUUCUAAUGAAUUUCAUGUACGGGGAUGUACACGUAAAGGAGAGUCUAACAAAGGAGGGUUUGGCAGAUGUGGUGCACAAAUUGUGGGUUCGAAUAGCAUUAAAUAAAACAGUGUCUACGACUGCUUUAAAAUUGCUGGCGACGUUUACAACUAAAUCUCGUGUUGCCGCGCAAUCUUUGACAUUAACGACAACAUUACCGGGAAGUGGUUUAAGAAAAACGCCGAAUACUCUCGCAUUAAUACAUGUUAUUAUCCAAGUAGCGAGCAAAGAAAUUGAAAGAGCUGGUCAACUUUUCGAUAAUCACAAGAUGCAUUUUGCCUUUCAUAUCUUGCGAAACGCAGUACAUGUUCACGAGUGUAGAAUUUCUAUCUCAAAGAGCAAUCUUCUUCAAUUCUUUACUAAAAUACAUCCCAUUAUCACUAAAAGAACGAAACCGUGGCCAUUAGUCGAAAUGUAUUGCUUAGAAUUUUUAAUAGAUUUUACUUAUUAUGAAGAAGGGCAGUUAUGCGUGCCAAAGGCUACUGACGCUCUGGACGUUCUGAUACAUUUGGCAAAGUGUUCUUCAUCAUCGAGCAAAGUCCUCGCGAUAUCAAUAUUACGCAAUUUAGCUUUCAACUUAGCGAAUAGACCUCGACUUCUUAGUUCAGUGGAUUUUAUCAAUUUAUUGCACGAUAUCUUUAAGACUGGAUCGAUGUGUGAGAUCAACUUAGCUGGUUCUAUGUUAUGGUCUUUGGUAAGCAACAAUCAAAAAGGGAAACUCAUUGCACGGAGCGCCGGAUUUUCUCAAAGCAUUCGGGAAGCUCUCGGUAGAUUUACGUUACUGAGUAUCGAUGCCACUAAACAAGAACAGGAACUAGUCAAGAUUCUGCAAUAUGUACUUACUAUUCUCAGCCCGGUUGAAGUAAAGAACAGUGAUGCAUAAUUUAGUCCAAAUUGUAACAAGAGACCAAAUAUUGUAUAUAAUUAUUUGCGAUCAAUUUGUAUAUAAAAUAACGAUGUAAUAUUUUUUUAUAAA
Messenger RNA from Linepithema humile (Argentine ant), 6625 nucleotides. It is a transcript of the gene ana3, whose product is annotated as anastral spindle 3. NCBI's taxonomy places the organism in Eukaryota, Metazoa, Arthropoda, Insecta, Hymenoptera, Formicidae. Gene Ontology annotation, cellular component: ciliary basal body; centrosome; centriole. Gene Ontology annotation, biological process: ciliary basal body organization; centriole-centriole cohesion; centriole replication. The record is from RefSeq and is a predicted model, not a curated record.